GGGCUUUUUUAAAGCCCCCAGUCCCACAAGCCCCCGUUUGAUGGGGCUGUAAUGAAUCAGGGCCGAGUUAGGCCCCUACCCCCGAAAACAAUUAGACUAUUCGCUUUUUCUUCUGAACAAUGACAGUUGUGGCCCCAACAAACCCCACAUCCACACCAUCACUGCCACCAACCCUAACACCCCGUCAGCAGCUCGCCGCCUCGCUUGGUUGGCUCUACGGCGGCGUCUUCCACCUCGCCCGCACUGCGCAUCGUCGGAUCAUGGACUCAGCGUCGCUGCGGGGCGACUCGUCGCAGCUCUACCGCACGAUCCGCGUCUUCUUCGUGGUGGUGAUUGUGCUCUUGGGGUUCGAGCUCAUCGCCGUCGUUUACGCCUCCAGAUUUCACUUUCGGGACCUGCCCAGGCUCAAAAUCUNANGGACUCGCUUGCUGAAGCAAAGUCCGAUAUUGUGGUCAAGAUUGGACUCAGAAAAGGUUCUUGUUCCUUUGCUGAAGCUCGGGCAGCCGGGUUUACUGAGGAGAAUGGGACUCUUGGUGACAUAUGGGAAACUGUCUCGGGCAGUGAUCUUGUGAUGUUGUUAAUUUUUGAUUCCGCACAGGUGCUAUUUUGAUUAUGCAAUGCUUAGAGGAGAAUUGGGCAUGAGUUGCUAUGAAAGUUUGUAAGUGUAGCUGUUGUAAACAGUAGUUAAGUGGCUGCAACGCUGGAAUUUUGCUGCCAUGGUGGAAUUAAUCAAGUGGAUGAUGUUCUGAAGUGUUCACUCUUUUCACUAUAUCUUCUCUGCAUGGAUUCAAGAUUCAUACACUUUCAAGCCUGAUUCACAGUCAUUUGCUUGUGUGUAAUUGACUUUGUUAUUUCUCUGAAAUUAGUUCUACAUUGAAUUUACUUUUCUAUGUAAUUGCUUUCAUUAUGCACCUCUAUAUUUAGUUUUUUUUUUAUAAAAAAGAAAGCCCAUGGGCUGGUCCUGACCCACAGGGUUUUGGGGCUUUUUUAAUAAAGAGUUUUUUUGGUCCUGUGGGCUUUUU
Molecule: messenger RNA, 1022 nt
Organism: Vigna radiata var. radiata (mung bean)
Lineage: Eukaryota; Viridiplantae; Streptophyta; Magnoliopsida; Fabales; Fabaceae
Exons: 4
Coding region: 120-572 (150 amino acids)
Source: RefSeq, a predicted model, not a curated record